GUCAUCUGUACUGUCCACAGUCUCUGGUCAUCCCUGUGCUGUCCGCAGUCUCUGGUCAUCCCUGUGCUGCCCGCAGUCUCUGGUCAUCCCUGUGCUGUCCGCAGUCUCUGGUCAUCCCUGUGCUGUCCGCAGUCUCUGGUCAUCUCCUGUACUGUGUCUGCAGUCCCUGCUCCCCCUCCCUCUCUAAAGGUACGCAGUGUCUGGUCAUGCCCUGUACUGUCUGCAGUCUCUGGUCAUCUCCUGUACUGUGUCCGCAGUCUCUGGUCCAUCUCCUGUACUGUGUCCGCAGUCUCUGGUCCAUCUCCUGUACUGUGUCCGCAGUCUCUGGUCAUCUCCUGUACUAUGUCCUCAGUCUCUGGUCAUCCCCUGUACUAUGUCCGCAGUCUCUGGUCCUUCUCCUGUACUGUGUCCGCAGUCUUUGGUCAUCUCUUGUACUGUCUGCAGUCUCUGGUCAUCUCCUGUACUGUGUCCGCAGUGUCUGGUCACUUCCUGUACUAUGUCUGCAGUCCAUUGGUUCAGAAUAUUUUUUUUUCUUGUUUUUCUCCUCUAAAACCUAGGCGCGUCUUAUGGUCA
This is a messenger RNA of Staurois parvus, 573 nucleotides long. Lineage: Eukaryota; Metazoa; Chordata; Amphibia; Anura; Ranidae. The record is from the annotation of a GenBank genome assembly.